Molecule: messenger RNA, 2302 nt
Organism: Ahaetulla prasina
Lineage: Eukaryota; Metazoa; Chordata; Lepidosauria; Squamata; Colubridae
Gene: RAB9B
Product: RAB9B, member RAS oncogene family
Biological process (GO): retrograde transport, endosome to Golgi
Cellular component (GO): lysosome; late endosome; phagocytic vesicle
Molecular function (GO): GTPase activity; GTP binding
Source: RefSeq, a predicted model, not a curated record
CGGGCCGGCUAGGCGGGCGGAAGCUACGGAGCGGCGGGUUCGAGCCUGGUCCGGCUGCGGGGCGGGUGCUCCGGGACAAGCCGCAGCCUACUGAAGCCUGAGACAUGGCAGGAAGCCCUUCUGCAGCUAGCCAGGUUGUCUGAGCCGGGGACAUCUGCAGCCAACAGGCCAAGCUUGCUGCUGCCAGAGCCAUCAUGAGCCGGAAGUCUCUGCUGCUGAAAGUCCUCCUCCUGGGAGGGGGUGUCAGCAAGAGCUCCCUCAUGAACCGCUAUGUCACCCACAAGUUUGACUCCCAGGCUUUCCACACCAUUGGGGUGGAGUUCCUCAACCAGGACCUGGAAGUGGACGGACACCUUGUGACUCUCCAGAUUUGGGACACAGCGGGACAGGAGCGCUUCAAGAGCUUGCGGACACCCUUCUACCGCGGUGCGGAUUGUUGCCUCUUGACCUUCAGCAUUGAUGACCGCCAGAGCUUCGAGAACCUGGGCCACUGGCAGAAGGAGUUCACCUGCUACGCCAGUGUCAAGGAUCCGGAGCACUUCCCCUUCGUGGUCCUGGGCAACAAGGUGGACAAGGCGGAGAGGCAGGUGGCAGCAGAGGAGGCCUGGGCAUGGUGUUUGGCACAUGGUGACUACCCUUACCUGGAGACAAGUGCCAAGGACAAUACAAAUGUGGCGGUGGCUUUUGAGGACGCAGUGAGGCAGGUGUUGGCCUUGGAAGAGCAGCUGGAGCACUGCGUCCUGGGCCGCAUGGUCAAUCUGCACCGCAAUGCCAAGCCAGGCUCUGUGUUGCUGAGAAGUGCCAGACUAGAACUGGCUGCUGUUUACAGAGGGAGGAAGGGGAGAACAACCCAAGGGGACAGAGAGUCCUUAGCUUUCCUCUUUAGCCCACUGAGCCCUUCACUGGUUGAACUGCCCUCAGCCUCCUGAUCAUGCAGUGCGGGAUUGGGCUCUUGCGGAGGGUACUUCCUGUUCCCUCCCCUCUUCCCCUGCCCUGGGAGUGUAGAGACAUGAGGCCAGAGUCCCCUGUCGGUCCAAUAUCCCUCAGCUCCUGAGCAGGACCAGGGAGAGCAACAAUUGCUGGGGCUGUUUAGUCACCUGGUGGCAAGCAGACUGAGUCAUGUGGGACUUUCUGGCCAAGGUGCCUUGUGCUGAUGGGGGGCGGGGAUCAAAUGGGUGGGGGAGCUGAGCAGAAUCAGCCCAUCUUUAUGGCUACUGUUAGUGCCAAGCAACAAGAGACCUCUCUGCUCCCUUUUCCACCUCUUCUGCCUUUGCUCCUGUUGAUUCCCCUGGUGGUUGCUGCAGGUGGCUCACCAGGAAGUGGGGGAUAAACCUCACUUUGACUUAGGAAGCAGAUGGCUCUGGACUCAGUCUGUGGGGAGAGAGACUGUUAACUUGGCUAGCAUAUAUGUAGGUGUGUAUGCUUAAACUCAAUGAAGUGUGGCCCAUGUAUGUGGCCAUGUUGUAUAUCUGAUUAGAGCAAAAGUCAAUGCCAUUCCCUCCAUUCUGCUUUGGGGGUGGUACGGGGGGCAGAAAACUGGCCAAAUCGUGCAUCGCCACCGGUUGCACCAUUCUUGGGGAAGUUCUUAGCUCUCCAAGGUUUCAGAUGCCUGGCCUCUUUGGCAAGGGAGGCCGGGGUCCUCAAAAGUAUGCUUUCUGUGCUGAACAAAUACUGGAAGAGCUCUGUCCCCCUCAGAAUGUUCUGGAAAUGAGCACCUCCCACCACCUAGAAAAACGGGUAUAGAAAAAAAGCCAGCUGCUCCUGGGGGCUUUUGGCCAAAGAACUGAGCCCAUGAGAGCACCUUGUGACACCUAGCUGGCUUGGCAAAAACCCUUCUCCUACAAGCCACAUUUUGACAUUCCCCCAGUGUUUUUGGGGUUCAGCAGAGGUGGCUUCCAGAGCGGGGCAGUUAUAGGUAUGGCAAAAGCCUCGAGUUAAUUUUGUGCAUAGACUUACGAUAAGAGAAGCCCCAGGCCAGCUGCAUCUGACAGGGGGUGUUCCAAGAGGGGAUGCAAUAGAGGUAGCUAUUCUGGUGACUGAAUGAAGAAGGGAAAACUGCCAAGCAGAUGAAAAGAGUGGUGUGUAGUCAUGCCUCCCAAAUGUGUUCCUUGCGUCUUUUGCGACGCAUUAAUACAAGCAAGGUGGAGUCCAAAUGCAGUAACUUUUUCAUUCGUUUCAAAGGAAAAUGUACUCCUAGUGUUACAAUGAUUAUUUUUUCCAAAGCUGUCUCCAGAGAGAAUCGUAUCAGUCUGUUGCAGGCAAACCAAGCCAGUAGCACUAAUAAACAUGGGUUUCAAAACGA